CAUAGUUUUUCAACUUCCUCUCGAAUCAUUCCGACUGUGACAGGUUGCAAAGUGAACUUUGUAACCGUUCAAAGGCCAGCUCUGACGCCAGCUAGAAUGUCGACUGAGAUUAUAUUUUCCGGGACUUUGUCCAAGACAAAUCCUGAGAAUUCACCUGUACUCAUAGUGGGCCAAGUGAAGAAUCUGACAAGGAUUUCUUUUAACGAUGUGAAGUUAAAACUGGAACCUCGGGUGGAUGCAGAGACUUUCGAGAAGGCAGUUUCUGGUCUCCAUCCCUCACCAACAGAUUCUUGUCCGUUAUGGUUGAACAACGCUGCCGUGUCAGCUCUCCCUACUAAGUGUAGUCGUCACAACACACCCUCACGGGCACACGCCCUCUCCAAGGUUGUAAAGAGCUUUAUUGGCAAUGGCACCAGUGAAUAUGUUGUGAUUGUGUGUGAAAGAAGUGAUGUAUUGGCAUCUGGCUGUGCAGUGGCUCGCAUACUGCCAUUGUUCAAUGGUAAAUCCAAUGCCUCGACAGAAAAUCGUACUGUAACAGUUGAAUUCCUCCUUGUCGGUGAUGAAAGUGGGACACGAUUGACUGAUGAAGACCUUUCCUGUCUCUCAGCAGAAGCCAAGGGAGUUCGGCUUGCAGCAAAGAUCGUAGACAUUCCAUGCUCAGAAAUGCACACUGAUGAGUUUCUUAAAGAGAUCCAAAUUGUAGGUGAUGAGCUUGGUAUACAUCCAGUGGUUAUACGAGGAGAGGAUCUAGAUAAACAGGGAUUCGGAGGUAUAUAUACUGUGGGAAAGGCAGCAGUGAAUCCUCCUGCUCUGGCCGUCCUCAGUCACCAGCCAUCCGGGGCAACAAAGAGCAUUGCCUGGGUUGGGAAGGGUAUUGUGUUUGACACUGGUGGCCUCUGUAUCAAAACUAAGACAGGUAUGUGUGGGAUGAAGCGAGACUGCGGCGGGGCUGCUGGUAUCCUGGGAGCUUUCUAUGCUGCUGUCAAAAUGGGUUUCAGUGAGAACCUACAUGCUGUGUUCUGUCUAGCAGAAAACGCAGUAGCCUCUAAUGCAGCCCGACCAGAUGAUAUUUUCACCAUGUAUUCUGGCAGAACAGUAGAAAUGAACAACACUGAUGCAGAAGGACGUCUUGUCUUGGGAGAUGGAGUUGCUUAUGCAAGAAAAGAUCUGAAGGCUGACGUGGUUGUAGAUAUGGCGACAUUGACUGGUGCUCAGGGGAUAGCUACAGGGAAGUACCAUGCCUCCGUGGUCACCAAUAAUGAGGACAUUGAGCUGGCUAGUGUGAGAGCAGGAAAGGCCAGUGGUGACCUCGUCCAUCCCAUGCCUUACUCCCCAGAGCUCCACUACAGCGAGUUUGCCAGUGCUAUGGCCGAUAUGAAGAAUUCUGUUGCAGACAGGGGUAAUGCACAAGUAUCCUGUGCCGGCCUAUUCAUUGCCUCACACCUGGGAUUCGACUAUCCCGGCACUUGGCUUCACAUAGACAUGGCCUACCCUGUUUACAGUGGUGAGAGAGCGACAGGAUAUGGUGUUGCCUUACUGACCACUUUGUUUGGUCAGCUAUCCCAUAGUUCCUUGCUGCAACAGAUGGCACCGUCUAUAACACUGACGGAGGCAAUGGACACUGACCCAAUUGACUGUUCGGACAACAACAAGAAGAUGCGUCUCGGCUAGAACAACGGUCGUCACAGGAUGAAAAUACCUUAGGAUGCCCUCUCUUCAGUAAACUGUCUACUUUUUCAAGUUCUAUCCAUAUCUUGUUAGAGGCCAUCUUCAGGUUAUUUUCAUAUUUCAUUUUAAAUCCACCCUAGCUCAAUAAAAAGUUUCAGAGUGAUCUUGACUUGACAUUAAGGUUGGAUGCUAUUUAUUGUGAGAUGUGUCUCUUUGAACAUGAUGUGUAGUAGCAGUACUGUCAACUAUUUUUCUGGAACAGAACAAGAUAAAAAGGUUGAAAAUAGGAUAAGGUUGUUGAAAGCUCAGUAAUUGAAAAGUAAUAACAAAUAUUAAAAUUGAAUGUUAUAAAGAAAAAUAGUAUUUGUAGGUUUGCCCAGAUCAUAUAUUUUGAUUUGUUUUAACUAGGAAAACAUUAACAUACUGAUUUUUUGAUAUUUUACUGAAGUGGGCAAUUCAAAUGGAAGACCACGUUUUUUGCAGAUAUUUAUAUUGUUGGUUUUCUUAUAUUUUUUAUAUCAAACUGGUAUCUGUAUAUGAAAAAUUACCAUUUGUCCCAUAAGUUUACAAAGCUAAAGAAUUUUUCUUGUCAAUAAGUGCUAAAUAUAGCUGCAAUAUUUGUUGUUUGGUAAUUAUAAUGUGGUAUUUAUAAAGUUUUGAAUUGAAAUGACAUGUGCCAUUACUGUGUUGUGUGUAUGAAAAGGAGUCCUAGAGGGCUACAUAUAUUGUGUGAUGAUUCUUUUGCAUGACCAUAAUUGAUAUUGCAGCAAAGUUAUGACUAUAUCAGAAUCAGUGUCUACAUAUCAGCAAGUUGAACUUCUAGAUUUUCCAAGAUCAGGUUUUCAUAGAAUACUAAAAUAUUAAAAUAUAUUGUUUGGUUUAUUUAUAACAAUAUUUUAUUAUUUUUGAACACCAGUUGAAAUUUGAUAACUCUAUGUAAAUUAUGAAUAACUAAAUAAAUAAUCUUUAUUAACGUCGUGUACAGUGUCAACAAUAAACCUAAGCUUUGGAGAACUUUUAUUGCUAAUGGAACAAAUGUUGUUUUGGUGAUGGAGGAAAACACACGGGGAAAACCACCGUGCCAUCGGAGGGAUAACAACUAAACUUAUCAGACAUCACUCUAUUUUUCCGCCACCGCUGGGGAUCAAACCGAAAUUCUUGGGAGAGUUGGUUGUUUGAAGCUCACGCUUCAGCUUGAUUGCACACAUUAGUAAUGACUGUGCGCAUUAGCAUUGUAAACAUUAAACAUUAAACAUUGUAUAUAUAUAUAUAUGUAAAAAAAAAAUUAGGGAACACCAAGACUUCACUUUACCAAUAUAACUGAACUAUCUGUAUAAUUUAUCCAGCUAAAACCCCCCUCAACAGUAAGAUAGCUAAGCAGACAAGUUAGGUUGUUUGUGUUGUAACAGGGAGGUCGUGUAAUAAGUGCACUCCUCGAAUCAGGACAGGUGUGUGAAGAAUGCUUUGUGAAACAUGUUUAAAAUUAUGUUCUUUUUUCCUCAUUUCCUCAUUUCUUCAUUCAUGUGUGUUAGACAUACAUAGAAUUUUAUUUAAUAUAACUGUAUGAGUCUGAUGGACCUAAUACAAAGGCUGUGUCUUACAUAUUGGAGACUGCUUAUAUUUUGAAAACUAAAUGCCCAUUAUAUAUUGAACAUUGUACACCUUAGCAUUGCUAGGGUUAUAUUGUGUGUCAGCCUUAUGGUAAUUAGCUAUUGUCUCCAGUAAUCCUUACUUAGUAAAUUUUUCCUCAAAUUUUCAUUUACAGUUCUUAGUUAAGCUUGGUACACUUACCAUCAAUUAUGGUAAGCAUACCAACGUUACCAAGAAUGAGCAUUUUGUUUGUAAAUUAUUUUCAAUCUUCACAAUGUCAGAUUGUAUUGCAAAUAUGGUCACAAUUGUAGACAACAGUAACUUAAGAUAGAGUGUUCCAACAUAUUUCGCCUGUAUACAGGCCUUAAAAUGCUAUUGUACUGUUAAAUUUAUGUUAUUUCCUCAUUAUUCAUACAAAGAAAAUUACAGAAUGAAAACUUAUUUGGAAGCCAGAAUGGUUUUGUAAGGAUAUUAUAAUACACAAAUUAAGCAACUCCAAAAAUAAUCAAACUCCUUUCUAUGUUGGAGAUGCAACAAAGACCGAUGGGACAUGUACAGUCUACCUUAAUCUGAAAAAGUAUGUAACCUGUUUUAAUACAUGAAGAGCAAUGUUGAUUUGGUCAAUGCACAUACAUCAAAUUGAAAGAGAAUGGGAUAAAAAUGAUCUAAAAAUAAAUUAUAACCACUGAAUGA
Molecule: messenger RNA, 3951 nt
Organism: Mizuhopecten yessoensis (Yesso scallop)
Lineage: Eukaryota; Metazoa; Mollusca; Bivalvia; Pectinida; Pectinidae
Product: probable aminopeptidase NPEPL1
Exons: 13
Coding region: 97-1671 (524 amino acids)
Biological process (GO): proteolysis
Cellular component (GO): cytoplasm
Molecular function (GO): metalloaminopeptidase activity; manganese ion binding
Source: RefSeq, a predicted model, not a curated record